Molecule: messenger RNA, 3396 nt
Organism: Colletotrichum spaethianum
Lineage: Eukaryota; Fungi; Ascomycota; Sordariomycetes; Glomerellales; Glomerellaceae
Product: glycerophosphocholine phosphodiesterase GDE1
Exons: 6
Coding region: 1-3396 (1131 amino acids)
Biological process (GO): glycerophospholipid catabolic process
Molecular function (GO): glycerophosphocholine phosphodiesterase activity; protein binding
Source: RefSeq, a predicted model, not a curated record
AUGAAGUUCGGCAGAAACCUCCCCCGCAACCAAGUCCCUGAGUGGGCGGCCUUUUACAUCAACUACAAAGGCCUGAAGAAGCUGAUCAAGGCCGCGGCGCAGUCGGCCAAGGAUGGAGAGAAGGUGGAUCUUGCAGAAUUCUUCUUUGCCCUGGACCGCAACCUCGAAGAUGUCGACAGCUUCUACAAUCGCAAGCUUGGCGAAGCCGUUCGUCGUCUCAACCUCCUACGCGACCGAUAUGGCCGCAUCCACGACCUCGUCUCCAACCUCGACGAGGAUGAGACCGAGGAGCUCAUGGGCGCUCUAUAUGAGAUGCGCAUCAUGCUGAGGAACCUCAAUUGGUUCGCCGAAAUCAACCGCAGGGGCUUCGUCAAGAUCACAAAGAAGCUCGAUAAGAAGCUCCCCGAAACCGCCUCUCAGCACCGCUACAUCUCAACCAAGGUCGACCCGCUGCCCUUUGCCAAGGACACUACCGGCACGCGCCUCCUUGCGGAGAUCAACAAAUGGAUCUCUGCCCUGGGCGAGGCUCGCAACAUUGACGACUCCAAAUCCGACAGAUCAGUGCGGUCGCUCGGUCGCGUGUCUUCCAAGGCCAUGUUGACCUUGUCACAAGGCUUGCUCGACACUCUGGAGCAAGCUAUUCGUACCGACGACGUCGAGUCGUUGAAGGCUGGUUUAAAGGAGGGGAAUUUGACCUCUGAGCAGGCAUCUCAGAGUUUGCUUCUGAACCUGCUGCAGCGCUCCAUUGCUGCAAGGUCCAGGGCUAGCAUCGCCUAUCUUAUCGAUCAGCUGCCGUCUAUCAACGAGCCCGACGACAUUAACGAGCGAAACUGCAUUCACAGGCUCGUCAUCCACAUCGGUCGCACCAAGUCUUCUGACCCUGACAACGAGCCGAGAUCUUACCCCUUCCCGAUUGGCACUCAGUUUACUGCUCACGACCUUCAGCCAGCAGUCUCGCAAACAAUCGCCCCUCGGGCGCUCAAUCAGAAUGAGACUAAGCUGCUCGGUAAAGACGACGAGGCAGUUCAAACUCUCAUGUAUCUUCUCGACACCCUGAAGCCUGAUCACAGAGAAGCUCUCGUUGCGAGAGACUCGUUUGGACGACUGCCGCUUCAUUAUGCCGCCCGAUUCGGCUUCGUGGUUGUCUGCCAGAUCAUCAUGGCCAAGAUGCAGGAGUGGGGUCAGUUCGACGACAACGACGGCUACGCCCCUCUGCACUUGAGCGUUGUGGGCGGACACCCUCUGACGACCAAGGCCCUUCUCCAGGGAGAGAACUGGCAGGGUGUCAGUGUCAAAAAGGCCGAAAUGAGACGAACGGUGUCCAAAUCUGGCGCAGUUCUCGCCAUGGCCACCAAGUCCAAUUACAAGGUCAUCGUAGAGAUGCUCGUUGAAGCUGGCGUUGACAUCAACUGGCAGGACAAGACGGGUGAAACCGCACUGCACCUUGCCGCCCGCUUUGGACACGACGAGAUUGCCAAGUCCCUGAUCAAGGGCACUGAUGAGCAAAGGGCCGACCUCGAAAUCGCGGAGAACACCUACGCCUGGACACCGCUUCACGUUGCUGCUGUCGACGGUCACCUCUCGAUGGUUCAGUUGCUUGUCGACUCUGGUGCAGUCGUCGCUAAGGCAGACUCAUCUGGCUGGACCGCCAAGGAACACGCUGCGCUGCGUGGCCACUUGGAUAUCGCCAGGAUCCUGGCGAACCAAGCGGAAGCUGAAAUUAUCCAGCCUACGAACAACCUCAAGAUUUCCAACGAGAGCUCUCCCCGCUCUUCGUCGCCCGAGAACACUUCGUCGAUUGAUGGCCGUAAGUCGGAUGGAUACGUCCGCCCGGUCGAGCCGGUCAAGACGUUUGGCCAUCGCUACCUCACCGAUAAGAGCAUGGUGCUCGUCAGCCUCGGGUCUAUGGAUAUGCGCAAGAACCUCGAGGCCGUUAAGCUCGACCGUGUGCCCUUGACCGAAGCUCAUUUGACCGAACUCGACACGGCUCUGUCUAUUGUUGUCUCGGCCAGUGGUGCUCAGGGCGAGCCCACCAUUGUUGACUUGCCCGUCCAUGAAACCGUCUCCACGGAGCCCAUUGUGUUCACAGCGGCAGACCCCUCCCAAGUCAAGCUGAUGUUCGACAUUGUUCCAACUUACUCUGGAAAUGAGAAGAACAAGAUCGGACGUGGAGUGGCCCUCCUCUCCUCCAUCAGGCCCACUCUGGGCACGAAGCGCAUGAACCUCCAGGGUGAUGUCUGUGUGCCAAUCCUGGCGAACAACCUGGAUGUCAUUGGUACUGUCAACUUCAACUUCUUGGUUGUCACCCCCUUCUCGCAUCCCAACAUGGAGAUCAACUCUCAGCAGACAUACUGGAAGAAACUGGCCACGACGAUGGUCAUUGGUCACCGCGGCAUGGGUAAGAACAUGACGAGCAACAAGUCUCUUCAGCUUGGAGAAAACACGGUGCCUUCCUUUAUCGCGGCAGCCAACCUGGGCGCCCAGUAUGUCGAGUUCGACGUGCAGCUUACCAAGGAUCACGUCCCGGUUAUCUACCACGACUUCCUUGUCAGCGAGACCGGCAUCGAUGCACCAGUUCACACUUUGACCUUGGAGCAAUUCCUGCACAUCAACCCCGACUCUAACCGCACAAACGGUAUCAAUGCGGUCAAUGAAAGAAUCGAAAAGGUUCGCAACAACGCCCCGGGUCCCAGGCAGCGAUCUUUGUCCAUGGGCUACGCUGGCGACAGUCUCAAUGGAGGCGGUCUUGAAGAGCGCAUGAAGCACACUCGUGACUUCAAGAACAAGGGCUACAAGGCCAACUCCCGUGGCAAUUUCAUUCAGGCACCGUUCGCCACCUUGGAAGACCUUUUCCGGCAACUCCCCGAGCACAUUGGCUUCAACAUUGAGAUGAAGUACCCCAUGCUUCACGAGAGUGAAGAGCAGGAGAUGGACACGUAUGCCGUCGAGCUGAACUCCUUCUGCGACACGGUCUUGUCCAAGGUCUACGACCUGGCAGGCAACAGACACAUCAUCUUCAGCUCUUUCAACCCUGACAUCUGUCUUUGCUUGAGUUUCAAGCAGCCGUCGAUCCCCAUCAUGUUCUUGACUGAUGCGGGCACCUCCCCCGUCGGCGACAUCAGAGCGUCCUCCCUGCAGGAGGCCAUCCGAUUUGCCAGUCGCUGGAACUUGAUUGGAAUCGUCAGCGCCGCCGAGCCGCUCAUCAACAGCCCCGGCUGUUACGGAACGUUGAACAACAACCCCAUCAUGGUUCAACGUCAAGUGAAGGAGGGCAUCGAUGCAGUCAUCGUAGACAACGUCCUCGCCAUCAGAAAGGGCCUCACGACCACCGAUGCCGAGGCUGUCAAUGGCGGGGUCGACAACUCGGAGGGGUCGGAGGGCGGCGACUCGGCUUAG